AUGGCCGAAUCCACAUCUGUUAAUGCUAAAUUAUUUGUUGGAUCUAUACCUACCAACGUUUCCGAAGAAGAGUUGAAAGAGGAAUUAUCUAAAUAUGGACAAUUAGUAUCAUUAUUUUAUAUGCCUGAUCAAAUGAAACAAAAUAAUGGCUGGGCUUUUGUUACAUUUGAAAGUAAUCAAAGUGCUUCUAAUGCUAUUGAUGCUCUUAAUGGUAAAAUCGUAUUUGAGGUAUCCCGUUACGGUGCGAGGUCCACGGCCAACCACCACUACGAAUUCUUUAGUUAUAUACGGUUAUAUAUAAGUUCUAAUGUUGGUUUGGAAGUGGUAUAUGCUUCACAACGUAGUAUGGUUGAGAAUCAGACUUCUACACCUGCUGUAUCAGUUUUAUGGCAGCAAUUUACAACAGCUGAAGGUGUUCCAUAUUAUUAUAAUGUAAGAACUGGUCAAACUCAAUGGGAGAAGCCUGCGGAAUUAAUGGCUCCAGCACGUGCUGUGGCUGGUGGUUCAUCAUUUGGACCACCAGGUGCUAAUUUAUUUGUAUUCCAUGUUCCAGCAAAUUGGAAUGAUCUGGACUUGGUAGAGCAUUUUAAACACUUUGGAAAUGUAAUUAGUGCUAGAGUACAACGUGACUCUGCAGGUCGGAAUCGAGGCUUUGGAUUCAUAUCAUAUGAUAACCCACAAAGUGCUGUCGUAGCUAUCAAAAAUAUGAACGGCUUCAGCGUAGGAGGAAAAUAUCUCAAAGUACAACUUAAAAAAGGUGAAGAACAUUAUAUGCAAAUGGAACCAAUACAAUCACAUUAUCCACAACAUACCUAUGGUACACAAAUUAAUAAUUCUAAUGGUAAUACUCUAACUCCCAAAUAUCAAAUGCAUUAUAAUCCUUAUUAA
Messenger RNA from Theileria annulata, 888 nucleotides. RefSeq lists its product as uncharacterized. Gene Ontology annotation, molecular function: RNA binding; protein binding. The record is from RefSeq and is a predicted model, not a curated record. The coding region runs from base 1 to 888 and encodes 295 amino acids. The transcript is spliced from 3 exons. NCBI's taxonomy places the organism in Eukaryota, Apicomplexa, Aconoidasida, Piroplasmida, Theileriidae.